AUGAGCAGCAGGACGAAAAGAGUAAGAGGACGUGUUCCUCCAGUGGACCAUGGUCAGCCCCAACCAGCAUCAGUGAUGAAAAGCGAUAAUCUACAAUUACACGACGAGGCUGACUUGAUAAACUUCAGGGCAGAUGCCUUCGCCAGAUUCAUAAGCAAUCAAGACCUUCUAGAGACAGCGGCACUGAAGCCAUUUCAUACAUCUAAGAUUGAUCCACCGGCACCUUUUCCCGUACAUAAGAAGAAGUUGUACGAAGAGGAUGCGACAGACGAACAGGUGAAAGAGGUUCUUCGAAAUCUCGGCAAGGAAGACUUUAUAUUUGGUGACUUGAGGCUCAUGAAGCUUAAGGAGCAAAUACUUCAGGAAGAGGUUGAAAGUAACCGCAAAGAGUUGACAGAGUUGCAGGAGGACCCAAACAAGACGUUUGGUGAAGAGAUGUUGUUCCAGAAGAAAGCCAUGGCUCAACUAGCCAAGCUUCAUAGUGAGUGCAGUGACGCUGAGUCACUUGAAAAGCUAGAAAAGGGCAUGAAUGAUAUUUUGAACGAGUAUCAGGAGAAAUACAACAAGAACUACAAACUAGAACAGCCGCCAUACCAGCAACACUCGAUUGCUAUUAAAGAGUUGGCUCCAGAGGUCACCGUGGAGAAAGCACCAGAGAAAUACAAUCCUCGGCUGAUCUCGUCGUUUUUGGACAUGGAAGGUGAAAACAAAGCAGAACUGGACAAGCAGGAGAGUCUACAUGACGGCCCACAAAGCUACCAAGAUUCAAUGUUUGGGGACGAAGACAAGAUGGAUAAUAACGGGCAACUCUACAUGCAAGGUAAUGGCGAUGAAGACUUUGCCAUGGCCAUGAUGAAUGAGCACGGGCACGAGGGCCACAAUGAACAGAAGCAAGAUAUCCCCGAACACGAGCCACCACAACAACAGCAACAACCACCAGUCAAGAAGACUCCUUCGGACAGCAAUAACGUCGCAGAGAACGACGUCAACAUGGAGGAUCUUAACCAGUUCCUUGCUGACCCUCAAGGGAACGAUGAUAUGAUGGGAGAUGACAUGGACGCGUUGAUGAACUUUGGGCCCGACAAUGAAGAAGGAGGCAUAAUGGACGACGACGCCUUCAACUCCGAUUUCCUCAGCCAAAUCGACCACACAAUGGAAUAA
Candidozyma haemuli is the source of this 1161-nucleotide messenger RNA. RefSeq lists its product as uncharacterized. The transcript has a single exon. Bases 1 to 1161 code for a protein of 386 amino acids. The record is from RefSeq and is a predicted model, not a curated record. NCBI's taxonomy places the organism in Eukaryota, Fungi, Ascomycota, Pichiomycetes, Serinales, Metschnikowiaceae.